AUGACAGACACUGGUGAUAAACUCGGUUCAGUGGCAGCUGGUUCGAUAAGUUCGGUUCCUAAGAGCUUUCGUAGCGGUCAUGCCCCACGACCAAACGAUGCCUUUAUUGCCUUGAUGGGUAUAACUGGUUCAGGAAAGAGCUCAUUUAUAUCGAAAUGCACUGACAAGUCUGCUACAAUUGGUCAUGACAUGAUAUCAUGCACCUCUAUCGUCGACGUCUACCCGUACGAGGUGACGUCCGACUUUACUGUGUAUCUUAUUGACACACCCGGAUUCGAUGACACUGGCAGAAGUGACACCGAAGUCCUCAGCGAAAUUGCUGCUUGGCUGACAGACUCCUAUAAACACGAAAUUCGCCUUCAUGGCAUAAUCUAUCUCCACCGAAUCUCUGAUGUUCGGAUGCAAGGCUCAGCUAAGAAGAACUUGGUCACAUUUAAAGAGCUUUGUGGUGAGGAUGCCCUCAAGAAGGUGGUUUUGGCAAGCACCAUGUGGGAUAUGGUUCCUGUGGAGAAGGCUACCAAGCGGGAGCAAGAGCUCAAAGACACUCCAGAGUUCUGGGGCUGGAUGCUUUCAAAAGGCAGUUCAGUUCAUCGAUACAACAACACGGCUGAAUCUGCUAGAGAGAUAAUACUCUCGCUAACCGGCCAUAACGCACCUAUAGCGACUGAUUUACAGAAACAGAUGGUUGAUGAAGGGAAACGCCUUGACGAGACUUCGGCCGGUCAAGGGCUCAAGAACGAGCUUCUCAAAGAGCGACUGAAAUUGACAAAAGAACGCGAAGAGCUUCUUACUCUAAUCAAAGCAGCAAAAGAGAAGCACGACGUUGAUACAGAGGAGGCUCUUCAGGAAGAGAGUGACAGAUACACUGUCUUAAUAAAAAGGGCAGAAGACAGCGCCAAAGCUUUAAGGAUAAGCAUGGCAAAUCUAAUUUCCAAACGAGAUUUGCGUAUUGCAGAAAUGACUAAAGAGAUAAGAGAGGUCCAAAGUGAAUACGAAACGAACUUUCGGCUGAUGACAGUGGACAAGAUAACGGUAGAGGAUGAGAUAAUUGAGUUAAAAAACCAGCGAAAUCUCCAACGACAAGGGAAGUCGAGAUCCAAGUUAUCGACCAGUACUCCAGACACUAAGCUAGAGCUACCUGGGCAACGUCCAGAAAGGGAGGAGGAAAGCAUGCCUGCCACCAAGAUCGGAAUAUAUGUGUCUAUGAGCAAGUCAUUCUACGUUUUGCAAAGCCCCAUGUGUUGGAGUUGCAACGAAGUAGAGCUCCAGGAGUUCCAAGAUGGGAAGCGAAUGGAGCUGGGAUGCUUAGGUGCCGUGAGCGACCAAAGGACAGCAUGGAUUGUUCGUUAUGACAAUAAUGAUUGGAGGUGGUCUGUGGCCUUUGAGAGACAUUAUCCCGAGCUGGCCAAGCGUAUAAAGUCUUAUGGCCUCAAUGCCGUUGAGAUAUGUGCACUUGGUCCUGGCGAACGUUACUACACCAGAUGGAACGAGUUUCAUAGCUACAGCUGUUCGACCAAAUUCACCAAGACGGUUACCAGUAUCGAAACCAAUAGCUCUUUCGGUUCAGUCAAAGCGGUGUCUUUUGGAUACGGCAGCUCGUUUCUGGUUUCUUACGGAUUUGAAAGUGGCCACCUCGGCUGGACACAUGACCUCCAGGGUCACUACCCAAGUCUCUAUCGCUUUCUGAAAAGCCAGAAGAAGCUUGGAAACAAGAUCAGUAUACAUGCGGCGACUCUUGACCCCUCUAGUAAGACAGACUAUCUCGUUGUCUUCACUGAUAAUGACGGAAGGGACAGCAGCAAACUCAAGUACAAAAUGCACUGUCGUAAUAAGAAUACCCGACAGGCAGUGCAGCACUGGUGGGAGGUAACCAAAGGGCGUCGACCACCUCGUGAAAAACGAGGUUGA
This is a messenger RNA of Fusarium venenatum, 1908 nucleotides long. RefSeq lists its product as uncharacterized. The record is from RefSeq and is a predicted model, not a curated record. Lineage: Eukaryota; Fungi; Ascomycota; Sordariomycetes; Hypocreales; Nectriaceae. Gene Ontology annotation, molecular function: GTP binding.